Molecule: messenger RNA, 6219 nt
Organism: Dunckerocampus dactyliophorus (ringed pipefish)
Lineage: Eukaryota; Metazoa; Chordata; Actinopteri; Syngnathiformes; Syngnathidae
Product: palmitoyltransferase ZDHHC20-B-like
Exons: 14
Coding region: 25-1158 (377 amino acids)
Biological process (GO): transport
Molecular function (GO): transporter activity; palmitoyltransferase activity
Source: RefSeq, a predicted model, not a curated record
CUUUCCCCCAGCAGAGGGAGAAAGAUGGCGCCCACUCACGUACUGAGAUGCUGUCAACGGGGAUUAGCAUGGAUACCUGUGAUUUUCAUCGCCCUGGUGGUUUGCUGGUCCUAUUAUGCCUACGUGGUGGAGCUUUGUCUAUCCACCAUCCAAAGCAUAGGAGAGAAGGUCGUCUACCUCAUCUUCUUCCACCUCACUUUCGUCAUGUUUGUGUGGUCUUACUGGAAGACCAUCUUCACCAAGCCAGCCAACCCUUCCAAUGAGUUCUGCCUGCCCAAGAAUGAGAAAGAGCGCUACGAGAAGGAGGAGCGGCCAGAAUCCCAGCAAGAGAUUCUGUGGCGAGCCGCCACGAGUCUGCCACUUUACACCCGCACCGGAGCGGGAGCAAUCCGUUACUGUGACCGCUGCCAAGUUAUCAAGCCGGACCGUUGUCAUCACUGCUCCGCAUGCGACAUGUGUGUGCUGAAGAUGGACCACCAUUGCCCCUGGGUGAACAACUGUGUGGGAUUCUCCAACUACAAGUUCUUCAUCCUCUUCCUGGCCUACUCGCUCCUCUACUGCUUGUUCAUCGCUGCCACCGUGCUGCAGUAUUUCAUUAAGUUCUGGACCCUUUGCCGGAGGAAAGCGGCUGAGAACUGCCCGAAGAAUGAGCUGCUAGACACCCAAAAUACCGCCAAAUUCCAUGUCUUGUUUCUCUUUUUUGUGGCGGCCAUGUUCUGCAUCAGCAUUCUCUCCCUCUUCAGCUACCACCUGUGGCUCGUCGGGAAGAACAGGUCCACCAUAGAGGCGUUCAGAGCGCCCGUCUUCAGGACGGGCUCCGACAAAAACGGCUUCUCUCUGGGCUUCCGAAAGAAUAUUGCUCAGGUGUUUGGAGACCAGAAGAAGUUCUGGCUACUCCCCGUCUUCACCAGUCAAGGAGAUGGUCUUACGUUCCCCACUCGGCUCGUCACCGCCGACGUGGAGCAGCCGUCAGUCACCGUAAACCCUGAGUCGAACAAAAGCACUGUCGAAGUGACCGUGAGCCCACUCAGCGAGUCGCAGAACCGCCUCCUGUGCAACGAGCAGCACGCCAACAGCGUGGGAGACCACGUGGCGAACAGUGCCGUCAAGUCAUCCGCAAGCGACAGCAACAUCGUCUCCAUGGAGAGUGAAUCAUAACAAGGAACGACUCCUCAAUCAUCCAGUCUGAUGCCUUAAGCUGUGCGAUACUUUGUCUCAUCACCAUGGCGACAGCCCCUCAGCGCAACCUCAGAGUAACUAUGGAAAUGCAUUCCUUUCACCAGUCACGGCGUAGAGCCAUGACCAUGGCGUUGGUGUUUUUCCCGCAUGCAGAUGCCCCCCACAGGGCACGUAACACCUUUGUCUCACCCCCCCUCACACACACACACAUUUUGUUACGACACAUAUCUGUAUCGUUGGAUUCUGGACCUUUUAUGGAUGAUGCAGGAAAUCUGCAGAAGCUGCUUUUGGUGUUUUUAAUGAGUAUUUUUGUGGUGCCAAAAGCUACCUGGAUCCGCAUUGUGAAUGCAGUGAAAAGUGGGGGAAAAGCACUUUUUUGAUUCGUUUUCAGAACUCUUUUUGUCCUUUUUUUUUUUUUUUUUUUUUUUUUUUUUUUUUGAGGGUUUAUUAUUUUUUUUUGUAUUAUUUCCCACCUGAAGGAACGCCGAAGACGGAAUACUGGAUGUCGGGAGCACAAGAUGGUGCAUUUGCACUGCAGAGAUCAUCAACGUCCAUCAAACAGUGUGCUGCUUUUUAGCGGGUCAGCAAAGCAACACAAAGCUGAUGGAGUGUUGAUGUGUGUGUGUGUGUGUGUGUGUGUGUGUGUGCAGAUGUGCCGCAACGUAGCCUUUACUUCUUGUUUUUAACGCCACCCGCUUAAGUGGAAUUGAUUUCGAUGUUCCGUUCAGCCCGUGCUCAGCAAAUGAACAUUUCUUGCCAAAAUAAGGGCUGAGACUUCUGAACCUCAAAUGUUUACAGCUUCUUAGCUUUACCUCUUUGGGCCAAACAGCAUUAAAAGUCACGCCGUGGCGCUUUCUUUUCAAACUGGACCUCCUACCUGUUGGGUCAAUGUCGGUGUGGCAGUACCGACUCUGACCAGCAGGCGGCAACAGCUUUAUUUUAGCCAGCAGUUCUUCAGUAUCACCUUAUUACACAAAUAUCUCCUAUACGCUCAUUAUUUAUUCUGGGGGGGGGAAUGAAAGAACUUCUGCUGUGUGAGCUCAAUGUUGUGAUCAUCUCGCGUCAAUCAAAUCCGUCUCAUCAUUUUUGUACAAGAAGAAAUGACGCCAGUAAAUGAAAACCAGAUAUUCUCAUCUUGGCCUCCUCCACUAAUGACCAUGUAUUGCCAACAUUUGGACCUAGCAUCCCUUAUUUUCUUUUAAAAAAGAAAAAGGCCUCCUCUCUCUCUUGACCUUGAGAAGGGCACCUGCGUGUGUAUUUUUGCAAUGCGUGCAAUUGUGUUGUUUUGUAAUAUUAUCGUCUUGCACAGCAACAUAUUUUUUACCUAAGUGUGUACGGCGGGCCAGACUAAAGCUCCAAAAAGCGUGGCGCCUAACUGUAAAUAUUUACAAAAAGGAAAUGGAAGUGAUUUGAAGGUGUCGAUGUGGGAGCAAGGUGGUGCGUCAUGUCUGAAAGCAGCUUUACUCUGGUGUAUCCCAACUUGAUAAUAAACCAAGCCAUAAAACCACAAAUAGCUAUGUCCAUUUGUCAGCAUGUUCCCUGAUGUCAGCGCAACGUUCUCAGGGUUCUAUCCCCUUUAUAGCAAAAAAAAAACAAAAAAAAAGCCCCCUCUUAGUCUGCAUGCUUCUCUCACUUUUAUCUCUUGUGCAAACACAGUGGAGCUCCCAAAGUUGAACACAAUUUAGAGCCCAUGGUCAAACUCUUUCCAUCUUAAAACGGUGUUUACUGUGCAGGCAUGGAGGUACAAAUAACCGCAAUACUGUACAGUAAUCCCUCGUUCAUCACGGUUAAUUGGUUCCAUACCCGACCGUGAUAAGUGAAUUUCCACUAAGUAGGAUUUCUUAUUUAUAAAUCAUGAUACAUUUGCAGAAAACCUGUUUCCAACCUUUUAAAUACAGCUUUUAACAUGACCAGAGCCCUCGAGACAUGAAAUAACACCCCCAUAGUCACCUUGACACUCCUAUUACCCAACCUUGUAGACAUAAGAAGAGAAAAUAAGACAUAAUUUACACUCACACAUGUUAUCAUUUGGAAAGUUACUUCUUUUUUGUUGUUUUUUUUUUACUUCUGGUACUUCUGCGGUGGCUAUUGUCUCAUCAGUGUAACAUUCCAUUGCAUCUUCUGCCUUCUAUUUGGAUUUUAAUGCAUCUAGCCAUUUUUAUGCUUGAAAAUGUUUUUAGGUUAGGGCAACAAAUGUAAAACUUUAAUUUUUCUAUUAUAUUUUUAUUUUAUACAUUUUAAAUAUAACAUUAUAUAAUUAUAACAAAAAAAAAUAAUGUAAUACAUGAGAAUAUUCACAGGCAAUGUAAUAUAAUUAUUUAAAAAUUGUAUAAUUUAUCAUAUAAUAGUGUUAAAACAAUAUAAUUAUGUAUAUUAACAUACAUUUAGAAAUAUUUUUAUAAUUUUUGUAAAUGUAUAUAAAUACGCAUUUAUAAAUCAUUUUUAUAUUUUUACUAUAUUUUAUUUGUACUUUUAGCAUUUUACUAUUCAUAACCCCAGUCAACCAUGAAACGGCAAUGAUUUAUCACUUUUUUAAAAAGAUGAAGCUGUGAAAUUCCAAGUGCUAAGUGACGAGGGAAGCCAAACGCUUUACUUAAAGGGGGGUAAGUAACUGUUGAUGUACUACACUGCUGACGGGGACGUCAUACGACUUCAUGUCCACAAAAGGAAACUAAGUAAAACCACUCGCUGUUUGAAAGCGUCGGAGGGAGACUGUUAUUUCCGAAAUUCAUAUAGAACAAGUCCAUUUCUUAAAACUUGAUUCAUGAUUUGGAGUGCAUGAGAAAGUGGAACAAAAGACAGAGCUCUUUGACCACAUGCUCAUUUAUCAACAAGUAUAUUGCGCAACACGGGAGCAACCUAACCGAUGUUGAGCAUGAAUACAAAUGCUGAUCAAUACAAACGGCAACAAGAGGUUGCCCACAGCCACAGCUGACAUUUGCUAUGGAAAACUGCAAUUAAUUGAGACUUCAAUUGGCAAAUUGAAUUCAUAGUUGUACUGCUCAGAUGGCCAGAUGUGUUCGGGUGUCGCGGUAAAUUCCAUUUCCGGUUCCACACAUUUCCGUCACACAUUUCCUCCUUGCCGGUACUGAAAUUUCACAAGAUUUGCGGACAUCUCAGGUGAUGUCACAUGGGAGGUCGAGCCCCAUUCCCAGCCCCGAAAAGGAAGUGUGAGUCGGCAACAACAAAGAUGGAAACUUCCCUUAUUUCACCGAUGAGCUCACUAUUUUUCCACUUUGUACGCUUGAGCAAGGAUGCACACUCAGCAUACACUUCAUCAUGUUGCAAAAUAAGACCCGUGCGCUAAAUCAUUACUGUAUCUCUCCACAGGCAGACUUGUUGAACCUUCAUUCAGUGUCUGUUUAGCACCCAGGACUUUGACUCCUGCUAAAAAAGCAAAGCUUAUCCAGCUAAUAUAAACUUAAGUUCCUUACACUUCAUUUAAAUGCUCUUUCAACGUGUUGGACAGCAAGCGUUCACUGGCAUUGAGCACAAACCCCGCCUACUGUAAUGACGAAUGCGUUUUGUCUGUUUAGAGUGCGCUUAUUUACUCCCCAAGGCAAUGACCUCCGUGUCAGUCUUUCUCAUCGAGAGCGUCAACGGCGACUUGUUUCAAAGAAAACACGUCACAAGGUCACAAAGCGGCCUCGGUUCCUCUCGGGCAGCUUUGCAUGGCUUAUGCGUGACAGAUAAAAAGCCACCGUUAAAUGGCGAUGUGAGCGUCUGCAGUAUCCGCUCACAUUUGGCAUGAAAUGUUGCGUAUUGAAGGGGCCGUGCUACCUCAGAUACACAGUACAAUGUAAGCAAUGUCAUGAAUAAAUAUGACAAUGGAUAAUAAUGCCAUAUAAUUAUAAGAAUGAAUGGAUAAUAACAAGCAUGCACAUAAGGAUAACUACAAAUCUGACAAACUUGACACGGUGUCUGCCAGGCGUCUUCAGAGGGUGAGUACCAGCACCAGUUGUCUUAUACAGGGCUUAACUUAUUUUUACACUUGAAUGACAGUGAACCGGGAACUAAGCAAGUCGCUUUACAUUGUUUAGAAAUUAUAUUUGAUUUGAACAAUUAAAAUUAAUAUUUAAAUGAAUAAAAUAAACAAAAAAAACACAAUUGUACAGUCAGAACCAGAUUUUUACUCCUAAAAAAAUAUAUUUAAAAUUUUAUUGCAUGAAAUACAAUUAUGUUCAACAGAAAAUUAGUAAAUUUUUUUUUUUUUUUUAAUGGAAGCAUUUUGAGAAAUGCAAGGGUCUUGUCAGUACUUAUUGCAUCUAUUUUUUAUUAUAAAUAAUUAAAAAGGUUUAUAUUUUGUAUUUUAAAAAUUACAAUUGUAUAGUCAGAACUCGUUGCAUCAGUUUUUUACUCUUAAAAAAUAUAUUUAAUAUUUUAUUGCAUGAACUACAAUUGUUUUCAACAUAAAAAUGAGUAAAUUCAGUAUAUAUUUUUUUUAAUUGGAAAAAAUGUUAGAAAUGCAAGGGUCUAGUCAGAACUUGUUGCAGCUAUGUUUUUACUCUUAAAAAAAUACAUUUUAAUAUUUUAUUGCAUGAAACACAAUUAUGGUCAACAGAAAAAAAUUGUAAAUGCAAUAUAAAUUUUUAAAAAAAGGGAAACCUUGUAAGAAAUGCAAGGGUCUAGUCAGAACUUGUUGCAUCAGUUUUUUUUAUUCUUAAUCUAAUAUUUUAUUGCCAACUUGGUCCACCCAGUAGUGCUGAACACAAAAACUAAAUAGAAAUAUAUCAUAAAAUAUAUAAUACAUCAAUUCAAUACUCAUGUUGACCUAACAAUACCACGGUGUUGAACAGAUUUAAUAAAAUAACGUUUUUUAAAUAGGAAAAAAUACAAUUGUAGACGUAAAUAUAUAUUUAUUUAAACACACACACAAAAAGUUGGAUUAACUUAAUUGUAAAAACUGUGAAAAAGUGCGUAGUAAUAAAUACAUAAUCCUAAAAUGUUAAAAUAUAUAUAUAUAUAUAUAUGAUAUAUUUGUGCAUCGUAGCCUAUCAAAUGACGCUGUGAUUGUAGAUGUGUGUUGAGGUUGCCGCGUGU